GGAAAAUACUAAUUACUCGCCAUUGCCAUUUCAGACUUUUAAACGAGUUAACAGGUGUCAACAUGUUGUGCUUAUUCUUGGUUUACCUUUCAAUUUUCUCCGCUGCAAAUACUGAAAGAUUGCCGGUAUCUUGCGGCCAAAUCCGGCAGAUCGUGGACAGCCACAACUUCAAGCGGACGAUGGCGGCUCGCGGCUUAAUACCGCGCCAGCCCGCUGCCUCCAACAUGAAGUUCAUGGUUUGGGAUGAAGAACUGGCUGAAAAAGCAGCAAGAUGGGCUGAGAAUGGACAGUUCAUUCACAAUCAAGACAGAACAGUACCUUCUCAAAGGUGGAAUUUGGUGGGCGAAAAUCUCUAUAUAUCAAAAUUUUACUCGACUAUAGAUGUGAAAGUAAUACCAAAAUUUGAAGAUGCUUUAAACGCCUGGUUCGAGGAGCAUUGGAAAUACGGAUUUGAACCUUACACAUUGGAGGCUGCUAAGCGUAUUGGACACUACACUCAGAUGAUAUGGGCGAACUCAACGCGCGUCGGGUGUGGAAUCUCGCAGACAAAAAAGGGUAGAAUGACAACGACACUCUAUGUUUGCAACUAUGGACCAACAGGCAACUGGAUCGGACAAACCCCGUACCAGCCAAGCCCGUUUAGAAACUGCGUUCGAUGCAACAGAGGGGAUUGCGAGAAUCUAUACGGAAUUUAUUGUUCAUAUAAAAUUUAAAUGUUAAUUGGUAAUUUUCUUUAGCGUAAAUUAGUUUAUUAUCGUGAGAUGCACCGCCUUUUUUCCUCUUUCGUUUUGGGAAAUAUCCUUCCAGUAGUGUUCUACGGUCGUCGCCAGAUUUACAGCGUUGGGAAUAGUAUUAGGAUAAGAAAUGCGUGAAUAAACACUUCAGGUUAAGCAAGCAAGCAAGCAAUAAACUUCGAGAGCUGCUUACCAUGAAGAUAGAUGGCUACACUCUUAAUUGCCACUCUUUAUAUAAAUAAAGCUGUUAGUAUUUUGAGAAAAACCGUUUUUAGAUCUUCAAUU
Messenger RNA from Chilo suppressalis (striped riceborer), 1019 nucleotides. The record is from the annotation of a GenBank genome assembly. NCBI's taxonomy places the organism in Eukaryota, Metazoa, Arthropoda, Insecta, Lepidoptera, Crambidae.